Molecule: messenger RNA, 927 nt
Organism: Eremomyces bilateralis CBS 781.70
Lineage: Eukaryota; Fungi; Ascomycota; Dothideomycetes; Eremomycetales; Eremomycetaceae
Exons: 2
Coding region: 1-927 (308 amino acids)
Cellular component (GO): COP9 signalosome
Source: RefSeq, a predicted model, not a curated record
AUGGAUCAAUCUCGAGCUGUGAACGCCCUCGCUUCCUACCUGGCCCUCGCCAAAUCCGUGACAGCUCCUCGAGCUGCGGCAGAUAUCAUAACCCAAGCCACAUCCGCCCUGAACACCUAUGUGUUUGCCGAACUGCUCCACUGCCAGUCAAUACAGGGUCUCCAAGGGACGCAGUAUGAAGGUCAUCUACGCCUGCUGGAGCUGUUUGCAUGGGGAACUUUAGCGGAGUAUCAAGAGAAAGCUACUACCCUCAACCUCCCCUCCCUCUCCGACCAGCAGACACGCAAGCUCCAACUAUUGACCCUCCUCUCAUCAUCCCACCGACAUUCCUUUCUCACCUACCCCGCUCUCCUUCACUCCCUCUCCCUCUCCUCAAUCCGAGACCUCGAAGACCUCGUCAUUGCCGCAAUAUACGAAGAUCUCCUCGACGCGAAGCUCGACCCGGCUUCCCAGCGCGUGAUAGUCAGUUCCGCCAGCUGCUGCCGCGAUCUGCGACCGGGGAGCUUGGGCGGUGCACCUCCCGGCACGGAGGCGAUGGACGUGUCCAACGACACGGCGACGCCCUCAACGAUCACCCCACAAGACACCAUCGAAGUCAUGAGCGAACUCACCGCGUGGCGCGAGCGCACGCAAUCGGUAACCACGAAGCUGGAAUUGGAGAUUCGGGCGGUCAAGGUCGCGGCGGCGCGGAGGCAGGAGGCGGAAAUGGCACGGAAGGUGGCGGUGAGUGAGAAGAUGGCGGCAUUGGAUCGGGAAGUGGAAACGCGUCGGUUUGGGAAGACGAAGGCGAAGGCGCGGAAGGCGGGGGAGGGGAUGGAGUUGGAUGACGUGGACGAGGGGAUGGAAGUCGAUGCGAGGGAGACGGAGACGGCGAGAGGGGGGUUCAAUGCAAGAGGGGGGAGAAAAAUGCGGGCAAGGGGCAGAUGA